Messenger RNA from Phytophthora infestans T30-4, 4464 nucleotides. RefSeq names its product condensin-2 complex subunit D3, putative. The record is from RefSeq and is a predicted model, not a curated record. Lineage: Eukaryota; Oomycota; Peronosporomycetes; Peronosporales; Peronosporaceae. Gene Ontology annotation, molecular function: histone binding. The transcript is spliced from 4 exons. Gene Ontology annotation, cellular component: condensed chromosome, centromeric region. The coding region runs from base 1 to 4464 and encodes 1487 amino acids. Gene Ontology annotation, biological process: mitotic chromosome condensation; meiotic chromosome condensation.
AUGGAGAAGGAGCUAGUGCGCGCGCUGCAGCCUCUGGCUCUGGGAUCCGUACCGGCGAGCGCCAUCUCAUCGCUUUUUGACACGGGAGGUACAGCAGCAGUGCGAGAAGAAUGGGCUGAUGGGGUCACUUGCCGCCAGCUGCGCGCUUUGGACAAAGUGCUCGCCAAGUUUCUGCGGCGUCAGGCGGCGGACGAGCAGGUGGCGCAUCUCUGGAGCUUUUUCGCGUCACAGGAGGCCAUCGACGCUGUGGCUCCACCUCAGGAUGGCAACGAGAACAGCGAAGCCGUCUACCGCUCGCUCUUCGCGCUGCUACAAGCCGUAGUGAAUAUACGCGACGUAUACGCCAAUUUGAGCGACGCGGAGAAGCGUAGCGCGCUACUAAAGGCUCUGGUGGCUGCUAAAGUGUAUUUGGCGUGGCUGCAGCUACCUGGAGGCUCAGCCUACGGUCUCUUCAUGUCGUAUGUGUAUCGUCAGGUGCUGGACACGCUUAAAAAGUGGCAGCAGAGCAGCGACGAGGACAGUGACGAGGACAGCCACGAGAUGUUCCAGAUGCUCACGGCCUACGGACUCGAAUUGAUGGACAUGCUGGUGCUGUUUCUAGACGGAUUUUCGCUCUCUGCGAGUAAAGAAUCCAUUGUACCUACCAUUGAGACUGCAAUAGCUUUGCAGACAGCCCUUCCGCCUGAUAAUGAAGGCACAGCGUCAGCAAUGACGACCAAAACGCUCCAGAUAUUAGAGGCGCUGGUGAGUGGGACACACGGGGAGCCACUGCAAAUGGGACGCGUGAUCCUACACUGUUAUAUCCCCGGUGUGACGCUCCAGGAGACCGUGGCGAAGGAAAACCGGUCGUCCUUGCGCUUCCACAAGCUCUCCAUUGACGUUAUCACUAGGAUUCAGCACAUUGCAGCGAAAGCAUGUGAACAGGACGACGCGGAAGGGACUGCACGCCAGGAGAACUCGUUGAUGCUGCUAGGUUUGAUCCAGAAUAUUUGUCUGCAGGCUCCAGGUCUUGCAGACGAACGACAACGUGUACUGUCUUUCGUGUUCUCGACUGCGAUGGCUGGGCGACGAGAAAUUGAGCAGGAAGAGACUGUGAGGCCGAGCGAGUUCCGAGAUGAAGAGUGCGUGAGGCUGGCGCGCUUCCUGACGAGUUAUUCUCGCAACGCCAAGCUCAAGUACCGUCAGUUCGCCGUGGAGCUGAUUAGCCGCUUCGUGGUGGAAACCAGGUUCUGGAAGGUGAGAGCGAGCGAGCUGUCCGAAGAGCUUGUCCCGUACGCUGGUGUCGGUCCUCUUCUCGAAGUUCUCAUUGAUCGCGCUCGUGACAAAAUGUCUCAAGUUCGUACAAAGGCAGUUGCUGGAAUCUCGGCCAUGUUGACGCUCGGGUUAUCGAAUCUGGCUAAUAGCGGAGAUGGAGAUCAAGACGACCAGAUGAACGGGUCGGAGGCGAUUGCGAGCUCGUUGCAGAGUCUUCUGUACGCGUCAGUGAUCGAUGACGACGGCAAUAAAACCCUCGAGGAAACGCCACUGAUGCAGCGUCUCGUUGACUUGUUCCGUGAGCGAUUGGUGGACGAGAAGACGUUCGUACGAAGAGCUGCAGUGCACGCUCUCGAAGCGCUUCUGACGGCCCACGCAGGCGACACUGUUCACGCGUCGUCCAAGAAAGAUCUCUUUGACGUCCACUCGCGCUGUACAGACUCGUCGGUGGUUGUCCGUGUGCAGUCUAUCAAGUCGUUGUCAGCGAUUCUACUCAAGUUCCCACGCGAUGAAGAAGCGCAGAAGCUGUGGAACCUUGGUGUUCUCCCGCUGUGUGUUGACCCGGAGACGAGUGUGCAAUCCUGUGCGUUGGAAGCGGCAGGAAGAGUUGUGUUUGACCGAGUCCUAACGUGGUUCGACUCACGUCGUAACAAGGCGCUACGUGAAGCUCUCGACUGCGUUUGGAUGCAAGUGUCGCAUCUUGAUGGGGUCAUGGCUCGCUGUUUGCAAAGGGCACUGCGAAUGCUCAUCAAGAGCGACAAGAUGGACGUCGAGAAGAUCAUCAAAACGUGCGUCUUUGCUAUCAAAGAAAGCGUCAGUCCGUACAGCUCUGGCCAUGAAGAAGUGCAGGAAGAAACGGAAGAUGACGCUACUCGUCGACUAUUGACACGCUACUGGGGCUUCAGCUGGAUCGUCUUGGAGGAGUUGGCUCACUCCGGUAAUCUGGUCGAGCCUGCUCGAGGUAAACAGCAGAAUCUCAGCAUCGUGGUCGAGUGCUGGAACAAGCUGCAGGAUCAGGCGUUACCGGUGGAAUUCAACGAUGGAUCGAAGCGUAUUCUGCGUGUCAUUGCCGCUAUUUCGACGGUAAUUGACGCGCAGGAUGCCAAGUCGAUCGCUGACGGCAUUUUGGCGUCGCUGCAUUCGUUUGCCAUCCCUCUGAACGUCAUCGCCGAUGGAAUUCUCGCCCUGAACAGCAUUUGCAAAGCCAAAGCGCCUUCUCAGGAAAAGAGCCGCGAUAUCAGCUUUGCGUGGGGGAAUAAACUCCUCGAGCUGUGCGAGACGAACCUUCGCAAGUGCUUUGAAAGCAGUCCAGACAGUGUGGAAGAUGAGACGACACUGUUGCAGAAGCAGCUGAUCUCUAUCGGUGAAGUGGCUCUGCUGGAGUUCGACAAGGACGCCGACAAGAGCGGGAAAGCAGCUCUUCUACCUGUUAGUUCGAGUCUCAAGUCGCUGGUCCAGCUCUUCUUGCCGCCCAAGUUCGCUUUUGCUAUCUCCGAGCCUGUCCCCUUACCGACUCCAGUUCGUGUGUGCGCCUUCGUGACUCUAGGCAAGUUGUGCUUACGUGAUGGAGACCUGGCCAAGCAGUGCAUGACGAUGUUUAUUCGCGAGCUCCGGACUUGCGAGGAACAGGACAUCCGCUCCAAUAUCCUCUUGAUCUUGGGCGAUCUCUGUAUUCGCUACACGUCGCUCGUGGACGCGUAUGUUCCGACUAUUGCGCUGUCGCUACUGGACGAGAGUCGCUUGUUACGUCGCAACACGCUGCUAUUAUUCUCCCAGUUGAUCCUGCAGGACUACAUCAAGUGGCGCGAGUCUCUGCUGCGUUUCUUCCUUCGAGCAGCAGUCGAUGAAGACGAGGAACUGGCCAACCUGGCGCGUCACGUGCUCUGUGGACCGUUAUUGCAGAAAUCGCCCCACAUCUUCACGAACAAAUUCAUCGAGAUGAUCUUCGUCUUCAAUGGCAUUCAGGGCGACAAGAUCAAGCUCUCGGAGCCGUACGAACAGGAAGGCACGCGCGAACUGGCGUUGCUGGGCAAUGCGCUGUACCCUCGACGAGCGAAGCUGUAUAACUUUUUAUUGGAGCACAUGUCGGACGAGCAGAAGCUGCAAGUGUCUAUGAAGCUCUGCAGCGAAGUCUUGGAAGAAGUCAUGGACGGUACUCUUGCGUUGUGCGAGAAUCCGUCGCAGAUCACGGAUAGCUGUACGGAGGCAGUUCUAAAGGACACGUUCGCUGUUCUGUGCUCUCCAGAGAUCAAACUCGCAUCUUCGAAGGAGGGAGAGGACGAGGACGACGGAGACGACGCAGCUACGGGGGAGAACGCGAACGUGGCGUCGCAGAUUGCAGCAGCGAAGGGCAAAUUGCUGUCCAAGAUGUCCAAGAAGAACUUCCUGGAUAACGUCGUGCCUGUGCUCAUCGGUCUCAAGCACACACUCGAAGCUAAGCACAGUCCCUUGACGCGCUACCUGCUUCACUACAUCCGCGAGUUGUUCAAGAUGUAUCGUCAAGAAGUAAAGGACAUUUUCAUGAAUACAGACCCUCAAAUGGCCAUGGAGGUGGAGUACGAUCUACGGCAACUCGACUUACAGCAACAGCAGCAGAAACAGCAGUCUCGUCGCAUGACGCACGCUCCAGAAGACGUCCAGGAAGCACCCACGUCUCCGCAGACAGCCAGCAAGAGUCCUCGGGCCCCUCAGACACCACAAGAAGAAUUGCUAGAGGCGAGUCACACACCCGUGCGCUUACGCGAUCACGAGAAGGUGUCGAGCGAGGAAGCGCGUCGACAGACGUCGGAGCCUUCAACGUUGAUCUUUUCUCCCAGUCAGGGCCAUCCUACCAACGAGAACUGGCACGUGACUGCUAAAUCUCCUUCUGUGGAUAAGCCUCCAAGUCGCAGUCAGAAGGGAUUCACACAGGAAGAUCUGGAGGGCCGCAUGAAGAAAGACCUCGCUGCUGCCUUCGACUCUGCCAGCAACUCGGACGAAGACGUGCCUCCGACAGUCAACACGUCUAGACGGAGGACAAAGGCGAAGGCAAAAGCUAAAGAGAAAGCCAAGAAAAAUUCUAAAGUUAUUGAAGAAGAGCAACAAGAAGAUGAGGACGAAGAAGAAGAAGUCGUGCCACUUCCUCUUAAGAAGAAAGCUAAGAAGAAGACCAAGCCAGUUAAAAAAGUCCAAGCGUCUACAAACUCUCGACCCAAGCGUAAACGCAACUAG